GGCAGCAGCAGCAGAAGUGGCAAUGAGACGCUCUGUGCUCUUCGCUGUGUGGCUUGGCCUGGUGCUGAGCCUUCUGAAAGAAGCCCCUGCUGAAACAUCUGCUGGCACAACAGUGGCACCAAGCUCAAUACCUGCAGAAUAUGGUAGUGAAAAUGAAUCAGGUCCUGACCCACCAGAGAUGCCAACCUCAGAAGGUACAGGAGACAGUACUGGUAGUGGAACAACUACUGAGCCACCAGAGACACCAAUCACCGAACCUUCAGACAACAGUACUGUAAAUGGAACAGAUCCUGAGCCAACCGCAGGACCUGCAGAUAACACUACUGCUAAUGGAACAGCUACUGAGCCAACUUCAGCACCUGCAGUGGACUUCUGCAGUGGAGAUCCUUGUGGAACAGCUGCCUGUAUUUCCUUACAAAGCAAUUAUACCUGUGUGUGCAAAUAUGGAUCCUACUACAGCAAUAAGACUUGUGAAAAAGGGCAAAUAUUCCCAGCCACCAUUGCAGUGAAUGCACCUUACAGUGAAAAUCUUCAAUUUGUAAAUUCCACAGAGUAUCAAGAACUGUCCAAAAAUUUAUCAGCAUUUUUUAAGGAGGCCUUCAAAAAUCUAACAGGCUAUGAAGAAACUGUCAUCGUGAAAAUUCAACAUCCAAGUGAAAGCAGAAAUUCUGUUCCAGGACUGAAUGUAGCAGUGACAAACCUGUUCAGGGAGAGCUCCAAUGCAACUGAGGCUGCAGUUAGCGCUGCAAUAGAAGAGGCAAUUGGGAAUGACGGGUCCUUAGUCAAUUCUUAUAAGGUGGCAGCACAUUGUGAUAUUUAUGGAUGUGAUCCUAAAACCACAGUGUGUGAAGGGAAAGAUUUUCCAGAAUGCAAAUGCAAACCUGAUUUAGAAAAAAAACAAGGGGAUGACCUUUCUUGUCCAGUUUGCAGUAAAACCUGCUCUGCAGCGAAACACAAGUACUGCAUACAAGAAGAAAAGAGUCAAACAUGCAAAUGUAUGAAUAACUUUUUUAAAAAGCAGGACGGAGAAUGCAUGGCAUGUUCAGUGGGCUUCUCUGGGGAGGAAUGCACUGACAAUAGUGAACUCAUCCUUAUAAUAGUGGGCACAGUGUUUGGAGCCAUUAUCCUGAGUUUAGUGAUAGCAGUCUCUGUCAUUUCAGUCAGAGCAAAGCACAAACAAAAUCCAGAGAAGAGGAGCCUGAUGAAGUCAGGGUAUUCUGACAUGAGCACCUCUGAAGACAGGCCAAGCAUGUUCCCCAGGGUCCAGACCACUUCUGGCCACGCAAACCCAGGAUAUCAGCCCAACAACCCCUAUGAGAUGCGUUCCACAAAUAGAGAUCGUUUUCCAGAGAGGGAUUAUGAUGAUUUGUAUGAAAUAUCACGGGAGCCCACGGGCUUUAGGACGCAGAGCAGAUAUUGAGUGAGCAGAGCAGCAGAAGGAUGGACGACCACCACAACACUGGGACAGAGCAAAGAGUUUCACAGCUUCUCACCAAUGCAGUUUCUUCAGCAGAAGAGACAACAACGACCUUAACCCCAGAUUCUCUCAAGAUUUUCUAGAGGAAGAUUCCUGCUUGAAAGAGAUCAGCUUUGAAAUAAGGGGAAAAUGUUAGGGAGUAGGGUGAAGAAGAGGACUUCUUUUAAAAGAACUAAUGUGCUCCAAUAAACAUUAGGCUUCUUCAAUGAGGCCAGUGCAUUGGCAAGAGAAUGAACGUACACAAGACGCCAGGAUUUUAAUUCUGCUGGUUUUCAGUUCUUCUGGAAGACGGUCCAGACAAUAUGUGUGAUGCUGAAAUACAUCAGUACCCAGAGCUUCACUUGGAUUUGUGCUCACUUAAUUUGAACUACAGUUUUGGGCCAAUGAAAACUGUUUUUCAUGAAAAUCUGACCUGUUUCACUUUACUACAUUAGAUCCAGGUUUUUUCACCCUCCUCAACCCCCCAGUAUU
Onychostruthus taczanowskii (white-rumped snowfinch) is the source of this 1948-nucleotide messenger RNA. It is a transcript of the gene MUC13, whose product is annotated as mucin 13, cell surface associated. Lineage: Eukaryota; Metazoa; Chordata; Aves; Passeriformes; Passeridae. The record is from RefSeq and is a predicted model, not a curated record. Bases 23 to 1420 code for a protein of 465 amino acids. The transcript has 16 exons.